AUGCCUGGGAAGGCCUUUCUGAAAAAUCAUUCUGGGAAACAAGCAACAUCUCUACAGUUGAUCUUGUCCAAAGUGACUAUGUCAAGAGUAGCACAUAUUCUCCUGUAUGUAUGCUAUUUAUUUGCCAUAGAUAAAAUCUCCAAGAAAGACUCCUGUGAUUUGCCUGCAAAUCCUGACCCUCAAUGUCCAGCAAAACCAAUCACAGCUGUACCGGAGCAGAAGGAAAUGGGCACUGGAAAAGAAGGUCCAAACAGCCCUCCCAAUCGCCCACUUGGAGUCCCUGUUAUAAAUGAGUAUGCUGAUGCCCAGCUCCACAACCUGAUGAAAAAAAUGCAUCAGAGAACAGCUCUCUACAAAAGAAAGUUGAUAGAGAGAGAAAUAUCCUUGCCAGAAGACAGCCCACACACUGCAAAGCCCAUAAUGGCACCAUCAACACAAGAAAGCAAUUCUAAUCUUAAAAAUGAGCACCACGAUGGCAUAUUGCAUUGGCGAUUCCAGAAGUUGCCUCUGACAAAAUAUCUGAAGAGAAUGAGACUUCCAAGAAGCAUAGAUUCACACACAGAUCGACUCUAUCUCCUGUGGCUCUUGCUUGUCACCAUUGCGUAUAACUGGAACUGCUGGCUGAUACCGCUGCGUGUGGUCUUUCCAUAUCAAACACCAGACAACACACACUACUGGCUUAUUACAGACAUCAUAUGUGAUAUCAUUUACCUUUGUGAUAUGCUAUUAAUCCAGCCCAGACUCAAGUUCAUAAGAGGAGGAGAAAUAAUAGUGGAUUCAACUGAGCUGAAGAGACACUACAGGAAUUCUACAAAAUUUCAAUUGGAUAUGGCAUCAAUCAUACCAUUUGAUGUUUUCUACCUCUUCCUUGGAUACAAUCCAAUAUUUAGAACAAAUAGGAUAUUGAAGUACACUUCAUUUUUUGAGUUUAAUCAUCAUCUAGAGUCUAUAAUGGACAAAGUAUAUAUCUACAGAGUCAUUCGAACAACUGGAUACUUGCUGUUUAUUCUGCACAUUAAUGCCUGCAUUUAUUACUGGGCUUCCAACUAUGAAGGAAUUGGUACAACAAAAUGGGUAUAUAAUGGUGAAGGAAACAAAUACCUGAGAUGUUAUUAUUGGGCAGUUCGAAGUUUAAUUACCAUUGGGGGCCUUCCAGAGCCACAAACUUUGUUUGAAAUUGUUUUUCAACUCUUGAAUUUCUUCUCUGGAGUUUUUGUAUUUUCCAGCCUAAUUGGUCAGAUUCGAGAUGUAAUUGGGGCAGCUACAGCCAAUCAGAACAACUUCCGUGUCUGUAUGGAUCACACCAUAGCAUAUAUGAACACUUACUCCAUCCCUCAAAGUGUGCAGAGUCGAGUUCGGACUUGGUUUGAAUAUACAUGGUACUCUCAAAGAAUGCUAGAUGAAUCUGAUUUGCUUGAGAACCUGCCAACUACAAUGCAGUUAGCCCUUGCCGCUGAUAUGAACUUCAGCAUCAUCAGCAAAGUCGAUUUGUUCAAGGGUUGUGAUACCCAGAUGAUUUAUGAUAUAUUGCUAAGGUUGAAAUCCACUAUCUAUUUACCUGGUGAUUUUGUCUGCAAAAAGGGAGACAUUGGUAAAGAAAUGUAUAUCAUCAAGCAAGGAGAAAUUCAAGUUCUUGGAGGCCCUGAUGGUGCCCAGGUCCUGGUUACUCUGAAAGCUGGGGCAGUGUUUGGAGAAAUCAGCCUUCUGGCAAUGGGAGGAGGAAACCGUCGAACUGCCGAUGUGGUAGCCCAUGGGUUUGCCAAUCUUUUAACUCUGGACAAAAAGACCCUUGAAGAAAUUCUAGUGCAUUAUCCAGAUUCUGAAAAGCUUCUCAUAAAGAAAGCCAGAGUGCUUUCAAAACAGAAGGAUAAGCCCAAAGAGGAAACAUCUCCAAGAAAAGAACUUGCCUUCUUUUUCGCACCAAAACAAGAGACACCCAAAAUGUUUAAAGCUCUUCUGGGAGGUAGAGGAAAAGUAGAUCUUGGGAGACUACUCAAAUUGAAGAGAGAAAAGAGAGCUCAGAAAAAAAGUGGAAACUCCAAAGGAGAAGGAGGCAAAAGAAAAAAAGAUGAAGACAAAGGAAGAGGACCAUCAGAGAAAACACUGGACAGGUCCAAAGAUGAAGCGAGUUCUAUUACAACAGAGGAAAAGCCCCAGUCAAUUAGAAGGGCAGUUUUACCCAGAGAAACUAGCUGUCAAUCUCUCGUCAUCACCAUGGCUCCUUCUGCUGAGACAGGGGAGGAGGUUCUGACUAUUGAAGUCAAAGAAAAGUCUAAGCAAUAAAUGUUUGAUUAUCUUUAAAUAUAACCCAGCUAGUUCCCAAAGAGAUUGUACCCAGAAUUGCAGCUUAAAUUAAUGAGGGAAAACAACCUUGCCAAGACCCUUGAGAAACCAUAGGCAAAUCCCUAGCUUAGUUUCUAAGACUUAUCUGAGAGUGUAAUUUUAUGCACUGUAAUAAAAACUCUCUAGUCUCUGUUGUCAUUUGCUCUGUACAAUUGCUGUUUCUUCUAGUUGUAUGUAGCAUUUUCCCCCUUCUGCUCUUUCCUGAUGAUGUUUCUCCUUUCCAUUUCGAUUUGCUUGGUCUAGGCUCUAAUGUGAUUUUCUCUUGUAUUUUUGUUAUAUGUGAUUUCUGGUAUGACACUAUUAACCUUGGCUAUAUGUUCUAGGUACAUGAAUCUUGCCUUUUACCUGUAAAGAGUAUGAGAUUUCAAUAAAGUAUAUCAAAAUUCAGUUAAUUUCCAUUCAGACGAGGAUAUCAAAUCAACCCAGCAGCUUGGACAGAAAAGAAAAAAAGAGAUCAUGAAUGAGCAAUCUGGUUUUCGGAACAGUCCACUGAUGAGCACCCAGGGCAGCAAAAUGUUGGAAAAUUUGUACCCUUUUCCAAGACAAAGCUUGAUAUUUUCCUUUCCUCCAACUUAAAAGGUAACCAUCUUUCUAAAUCCUCUGGCCCAACAGAGUCAGACUAUACCCAACUUUAUACUGGCUAAAGUGACAUUUCUCCAAAUCUUCCUCAAUAGCUUACUUCAUUCAAAAGGUACCAAAUUGAAGUAUCUUGUUUUACACUUUAGUGAAAAAGUGAUGAGGCUAGGAAGGCAGACUGUAUACAUGUCACACUGACAUACCACCACAAUUUGCAGAACCUACAUGCACAGCUGUUUACAAAAUCUCCAAGUUAAUUAAGUGCACUUUAGGAAGUUGUCCUCAUGAAUCAGCUAGCAUUAGCAUAAUUACAAAAGCUACAUGCUGUGAAGAGGCUAAAAAAGCUAGGCUGGUGUUGGAAGUAAUAAUACAUAUAGAUUCCAUUCUAAUAAAUGCCGUUAGUAUAUAACGUCAAGUUCUGUAUAAUAAGGC
This is a messenger RNA of Heterocephalus glaber (naked mole-rat), 3351 nucleotides long. Lineage: Eukaryota; Metazoa; Chordata; Mammalia; Rodentia; Bathyergidae. The record is from RefSeq and is a predicted model, not a curated record.